This is a messenger RNA of Aspergillus bombycis, 6630 nucleotides long. RefSeq names its product ATP-dependent RNA helicase BRR2. Bases 1 to 6630 code for a protein of 2209 amino acids. Gene Ontology annotation, cellular component: nucleus. The transcript has a single exon. Gene Ontology annotation, molecular function: ATP hydrolysis activity; nucleic acid binding; ATP binding. The record is from RefSeq and is a predicted model, not a curated record. NCBI's taxonomy places the organism in Eukaryota, Fungi, Ascomycota, Eurotiomycetes, Eurotiales, Aspergillaceae.
AUGGCGGACCAAAAUAUUUCCCAGUAUAAGUACUCGGCGAUGUCCAACCUGGUUCUCCAGGCGGACCGUCGUUUCAUUUCUCGCAUCAACGAUGAACCUACCGGCGACCCAGAGUCCCUCGCAGGUCGGAUUAGUAUUCGGGAAAUGGGCGGCCGAAUGGCGCGUGAUGAUGCGCCAAAGACGAAAAAGAAAGCCGGUCUGACCGAGAUCGAGCGAGGUUCGAUUCGAGAAGGCGAGGACGUACUCGCCCGAGAACAAAAGAAGCGCCAACGAGGCCAACCUGCACAAUUACGAGGUCAAGGUAUCCUUUCGGCUGCCGAUGCUGUUGUCGAAGGGUUGAAAUACCGCCCCCGGACGCCUGCCACCCGAGCCACAUAUGAUCUUAUCCUUACCAUGACCGCAAACCAUCUUGGCGAUGUUCCUCAUGAAGUCGUACGAAGUGCUGCCGAUGCCGUGCUGGAGUACCUGAAGGAUGAGGAAAUGAAAGAUUUCGAUAAGAAGAAGGAGAUUGAUGACUUGCUUGGCAGUUCUAUGAACCCUAAAGAAUUCAAUGAGCUUGUGAAUUUGGGCAAGAAGAUCACCGAUUAUGAAGCGCAAGACGAAGAUGAAGAUAUGGACGGUGGUCUUCUGGGUGAAGGCGAAGAGGAACUUGACGAACGCCAAGGUGUUGCCGUCGUUUUCGACGAGGAAGACGAAGAUGACGAGCGGAUGGGCACUGUCAAUGAAGUGCGAGACGAGGAUGAGUUGUCAGACGAGGACGAGGCAGAUCAGCAAGACGCACCCGACGCUGACGAAUUAAACGCCGACAAGGCAGACGCCGAUGGUCUCGACGCCGAGGAAAUGGUAAUAGACGGCGGCGUGGACCGUGGUGGUAAUCGAGGGGAUAAAGCACUCAACGUUUCCGCUCGUGAAAUUGAUGCCUACUGGCUUCAGCGCGAGAUCGGUAAAGCAUACUCAGAUGCCCAUAUCCAACAAGAGAAGGCUACGGAGGCACUUGAGAUCCUUGGUGGUAAAGGCGAGGACGGCGCUGAGAAGCCACUCCGUGAUGUGGAAAACGAUCUAAUGGAGCUCUUCGACUAUGACUAUCCGGAUCUCGUUGCUAAACUGGUUACGAACCGUGACAAGAUUGUUUGGACCACUCGGUGGCGUAGGGUGGCUGAAGAUGCGGAUGCCCGCCACUUGGUUGAGAGCGAAAUGGUCGAAGCCGGUCAUCGUGCCAUUUUGGAUGAAAUUCGAGGAAAGACAGCUCGUGAUGACGGAAGCAGUCGCCCUGAGAAAAAGAUCAAGCUCGACCUUAUGGAUGUUGAUGUACCAAAUGCUCCUGCCCCAGAAGAAAAGCCAGCCGAUGGCGGCUUGGUCCGAGGCCUUCAGCCCAAACGGCUGAUCAAUCUGGAAAACCUCGUCUUCCAUCAAGGAAAUCACUUGAUGACAAACCCCAGUGUCAAAUUACCCCAAGGUUCGACCAAGCGGACAUUCAAAGGAUACGAAGAGAUUCAUGUACCGCCUCCCAAAGCGAAGAGAGACCCCGGAGAGAAGAACAUCCCGACCACGGAACUUCCCGAGUGGGCGCGGGUUGGUUUUGGAAGCUCGAAGGAACUCAACCGUAUUCAGACCAAGUGUUUCCCUUCGGCUUUCCAUGAUGAUGGUAACAUGCUUGUCUGUGCGCCUACAGGAUCCGGAAAGACAAAUGUCGCCAUGCUCACCGUCCUCCGAGAGAUUGGAAAGAACCGUAACCCUCAGACGGGUGAAAUCAUGCUGGACGAUUUUAAGAUUGUUUUUAUCUCCCCCUUGAAAGCCUUGGUUCAGGAGCAAGUCGGAAACCUUGGCAAGCGUUUGGAGCCCUAUGGCAUCAAAGUCGCCGAACUCACCGGCGAUCGCCAGCUUACAAAGCAGCAAAUUGCGGAAACUCAGGUCAUUGUUACGACCCCAGAGAAGUUCGAUGUGGUUACGAGAAAGGCAUCAGAGACGAGCUAUAUUAAGCUUGUGCGGCUUAUUAUCAUUGAUGAGAUCCAUCUUCUUCACGACGAUCGUGGCCCUGUCAUCGAAAGCAUCGUAAGUCGGACCAUUCGCAAGGGCGAGCAGACUGGUGAACCUGUCCGAAUUGUUGGUCUGAGUGCCACCCUCCCUAACUACCGGGAUGUGGGAAGCUUCCUGAGAGUGGACCCCGUAAAAGGCCUAUUCCAUUUCGAUGGCUCCUAUAGGCCUUGUCCGUUAAAGCAGGAGUUCAUUGGUGUUACAGACAAGAAGGCCAUCAAACAAUUGAAGACCAUGAAUGAUAUCUGUUAUAAUAAGGUCAUCGAGCAAGUCGGGCAGCGUAGGAACCAGAUGCUUAUCUUCGUUCACUCUCGGAAAGAGACUGCCAAGACUGCGAAGUAUAUCCGAGACAAGGCCUUGGAGAUGGAGACUAUUGGUCAAAUCUUGCGAAGCGAUGCUGCUAGCCGAGCCAUUUUGGCCGAAGAAGCGGAGUCGGUAGAUGAUGCAUCGCUUAAGGAUCUACUUCCCUACGGUUUCGGUAUCCAUCAUGCUGGUUUGAGUCUUGCCGACCGUGACUCAGUCCAGGCACUCUUUGCAGACGGCAGCAUUCAGGUUUUGGUUUGUACCGCGACUCUUGCUUGGGGUAUUAACCUUCCUGCACAUACAGUCAUCAUCAAGGGCACCCAGGUUUAUUCUCCAGAGAAGGGUAGCUGGGUUGAACUCAGUCCUCAAGAUGUCCUGCAAAUGUUGGGAAGAGCUGGUCGACCGCAAUAUGACACUUUCGGCGAAGGUAUCAUCAUCACUUCUCAGACUGAAAUUCAGUACUACCUUUCCCUCAUGAAUCAACAACUUCCUAUCGAGAGUCAGCUUGUAAGCAAACUUGCGGAUAAUAUGAAUGCCGAGAUUGUUCUUGGAAAUAUCCGGACGCGUGAUGAGGGCGUUGACUGGUUGGGUUACACCUACCUCUUCGUCCGUAUGCUCCGCUCUCCUGGGCUGUAUAGUGUUGGUGCCGAUUAUGAGAACGACGAUGCUUUAGAGCAGAAGCGCGUUGACCUCGUCCACUCUGCGGCAGUGAUCUUGGAGCGGGCAGGACUUGUGAAAUAUGAGAAGAAGACUGGCCGUCUUCAGUCUACCGAGCUGGGCCGGGUCGCUUCGCAUUAUUACAUUGGCCACAACUCCAUGUUAACGUACUCUCAGCAUCUUCAGCCAUCAGUUACUACCAUUGAGCUCUUCCGAAUCUUCGCUCUUAGCGAUGAGUUUAAGUAUAUCCCUGUCCGUCAGGAUGAGAAGCUUGAACUGGCGAAGCUUCUGGGCCGUGUGCCAGUUCCUGUCAAGGAAGGUAUUGAUGAGCCUCAUUCGAAAAUCAAUGUUUUGCUACAGGCUUAUAUUUCGAGGCUGAAGCUCGAUGGCCUUGCUUUGAUGGCAGACAUGGUUUAUGUCACCCAAUCUGCUGGUCGUCUUCUGCGAGCUCUAUUCGAGAUUGCGCUAAGGAAGGGUUGGUCGUCUGUUGCCAAGACAGCUCUCGACCUCUGUAAGAUGGCUGAACGACGCAUGUGGCCGACAAUGACACCUCUUCGUCAGUUCCCAUCCUGCCCCAGGGACAUUAUGCAAAAGGCCGAAAGAAUUGAUGUGCCGUGGGCAAGCUAUCUUGACCUUGAUCCUCCGCGCAUGGGUGAGCUUCUGGGUAUGCCGAAGGCCGGACGUGUUGUCUGCGACCUUGUGUCCAAGUUCCCUCGUUUGGAAGUCCAAGCACAAGUUCAACCAGUGACACGGUCCAUGCUACGCGUUGAAUUGACCAUCACACCCAACUUUGUUUGGGACGAGGCUUUGCACGGAACCGCGCAGGAUUUCUGGAUUGUAGUGGAGGACUGUGAUGGCGAGGAAAUCCUUUUCCACGAUCAGUUCAUACUUCGCAAAGACUAUUCGCAGUCGGAGAUGAACGAGCAUCUUGUUGAGUUCACAGUUCCUAUCACGGAGCCGAUGCCCCCCAAUUACUUCAUUUCACUCAUCUCCGAUCGUUGGAUGCAUUCCGAAACGAAGAUCGCUGUCUCCUUCCAGAAGUUGAUUCUCCCAGAGAGAUUUCCCCCGCAUACUCCUCUAUUGGCCAUGCAAAGUGCUCCCGUUAAGGCACUGAAGCGUGAUGAGUACCAGAACUUAUACUCCGAUUGGCAGUAUUUUAAUAAGAUCCAAACGCAGACCUUCAAGUCGCUCUUUGAUACAGAUGAUAAUGUCUUCAUCGGUGCUCCUACUGGAAGCGGAAAGACUGUAUGCGCGGAACUUGCGAUACUGCGUCAUUGGGCUAAGGAGGAUAGCGGCCGCGCUGUCUAUCUUGCCCCCUUCCAGGAACUGGUCGAUCAACGACACGCUGACUGGGAGAAGAGGCUGAGCAAACUCGCCGGUGGCAAGACUAUUGUUAAGCUUACUGGGGAGACUACAGCGGACCUGAAGCUCCUGGAGCGGGCAGACCUUGUCCUCGCCACCCCAGCACAGUGGGACAUCCUCUCUAGGCAAUGGCAGAGGCGUAAGAAUGUACAGACUGUGCAGCUCUUCAUCGCCGAUGAGCUCCACAUGCUGGGAGGCUAUGGGGGCUAUGUUUAUGAGGUCGUGGUGUCGCGCAUGCACUCAAUCGCCCUUCAGCUGGAGAAUGGCAUGCGUAUCAUUGGUCUGAGUGUGUCGCUCGCUAACGCUCGGGAUAUUGGUGAAUGGAUUGGUGCCAACAAACAUACCAUCUACAAUUUCAGCCCCCAUGCCCGUCCAGUUCCUCUGGAACUCCAUAUUCAGUCCUUUAGCAUCCCUCAUUUCCCCUCCCUCAUGUUGGCGAUGGCCAGACCGGCAUAUUCUUCGAUCUUGCAGCUCUCACCUGACAAGCCCGCAAUCAUUUUCGUGCCAAACCGCAAGCAGACCCGUUCUACCGCCAUGGAUCUGCUGGCCGCUUGUGCCACCGAUGACAAUGAAGACCGAUUCUUGAAUGCCGAUGUCAACGAAUUGGCGCCGCUGCUUAACCGGGUCCAGGAGCAGACUUUGGCCGAGUCACUGUCUCACGGUAUCGGAUACUAUCACGAGGCAUUGAGUCCUACAGACAAGCGGAUUGUCUCCCACCUUUUCUCGAUUGGUGCUAUUCAAGUGCUCCUUGCUUCACGCGACGUGUGCUGGGAGCUCAAUCUCACAGCACACUUGGUAAUCGUCAUGGGAACGCAGUUCUUUGAAGGCCGCGAACAUCGGUAUAUCGAUUAUCCUAUCAGCGAAAUUCUGCAAAUGUUUGGUAAGGCCUCUCGCCCUGGCGAAGAUAAGAUUGGCCGAGGCGUGCUCAUGGUUCCGUCCGUCAAACGGGAAUACUACAAGAAGUUCCUUAAUGAGGCGCUUCCUGUGGAGAGCCAUUUGCAGGCUUACUUGCAUGAUUCUUUCGUGACCGAAAUCAGCACCAAAGUCGUUGCCUCUACCCAGGAUGCCGUCGACUGGAUGACGCACACAUACUUCUACCGCCGCCUCCUGGCUAACCCCAGCUUCUACGGUCUCACUGAUGUCAGCUACGAGGGCCUCAGCACAUUUUUGUCAGAGCUUGUAGAGAACACUUUGAAGGAACUUUCUGAAGCCAAGAUCAUCGAUUUGGAUGAAGAAGACGAUAGUGUUUCACCUCUUAAUGCCGCCAUGAUCGCAGCUUACUACAAUAUCUCUUUCAUCACUAUGCAGACCUUCCUCCUUUCCUUGUCGGCUCGCACCAAACUCAAGGGUAUUCUGGAGAUUGUCACAUCUGCUACGGAGUUCGAGUCCAUCCAGAUGCGUCGCCACGAGGAUCACAUUCUGCGCCGCGUGUACGACCGGGUGCCAGUCAAGAUGUCCCAGGCUGCUUACGACUCCCCACACUUCAAGGCCUUUGUUUUGCUGCAAGCUCACUUCUCGCGCAUGCAACUCACCAUUGACCUGGCGAAGGAUCAAGAAGUCAUCGUUAGCAAGGUUCUCAACUUGCUUAGCGCGUGUGUGGACGUCCUCUCCUCGGAAGGCCAUCUAAAUGCUAUGAACGCCAUGGAGAUGUCCCAGAUGGUUGUCCAGGCCAUGUGGGAUCGGGAUAGCCCUCUCAAGCAGAUCCCUCACUUCAGCCCCGAAGUGAUCAAGGUGGCUAAUGAGUUCGGCAUCAACGACAUCUUUGAGUUUAUGGAAGCUAUGGACCCGUCGGAGAACAAGGAUUACGCUACACUGGUCAAGCGUCUUGGUCUUGACAACAAGCAAUUGGCACAGGCAGCAGCCUUCACUAACGACAAAUACCCCAACAUUGAUGUCGACUUCCAGGUCGAAGAUCCGGACGAUAUCACCGCUGGCGAGCCUGCGUACCUCAAGGUCAAGAUCGAACGGGAAGUUGAAGAAGAUGAGGAACCCGAUAUGACGGUGCACGCCCCCUUCUACACUAACAAGAAGAUGGAGAACUGGUGGUUGGUCGUGGGAGAUGAGAAGACCAAGAACUUGCUUGCGAUCAAGCGAGUUACCGUUGGGCGGAAGUUGGAGUUGCGUCUCGAAUACAUCGUUCCUACCCCUGGCGAGCAUGAAUUGACAUUGUACCUGAUGAGCGACAGCUAUGUGGGUGUUGACCAAGCACCAACUUUCAAUGUCACCGCCGCCGAGGGGAUGGAAGAAGACGAGAGCGAAGAAGACGAGGAGUAA